AUGAAGUUGCGCGGCUUGGACACCAUUGAUGAAGAACACUUGAACAUGGAAGUUAGGAACUGCGUGAACAGUAAAUACGCGCUGCAGCCCACGGCAUGCACAACAACCAUCCUUGUCCCCUGUAGCCCGCCGAAUCCCGAACUGAACAUACCUUGCGGGCCCAGAGAUGGCCUAUACCAGGCGAAAGAUUGGGACCUUGGUGGAAAGGACUAUGAGUCAAAUGGUGCUAUCACCCGUGCUUUGAAGAAUCAGGGUCCAAAGCAGCCAUCAGGCUCAUCGGGUGCUCUCCGUUCUUUGUUCUCCCGUUUGACACGGUCCAAAGCGUUAACCGAACAAGAUUUGAAGCCUGUACCGGAGGGGAUGAAACAACAUCUUAUGAAGAAAUAUGUCGCCAUGGAAAUUGCGGACAAGGUUUGCGAAGGCGUAGGGGGAGGGGGUGUCUUGUGGGGAAGAAAGUUGGAGGUUUCCAAAGUAUGCCGCGUCUUGCAUCUUUAUGUCCCGUGUUUUGACGCAGUUUUAGCCACCAGCAAUCCCGUUCGGACAGUCAUUGUCGUUCACACGUAUUCUGACGCCCGGGACGUCAACAAACGUGUUAUUGUCAAUCAGGACUAAACUUUCUUCCCCCUGCCUUCAGCUCAACAAAGGAUGCCUUAUAGCAUCACCUUUGUGAGUGUGAAUGGCGUGGGGAGGGGCACAAACUUAUCAAAAGCCUGUUUUUGGCUCGUCCAAAACGGUUUGCAAGUGCUUGUUACAG
Messenger RNA from Suillus clintonianus, 754 nucleotides. RefSeq lists its product as uncharacterized. The coding region runs from base 1 to 612 and encodes 203 amino acids. NCBI's taxonomy places the organism in Eukaryota, Fungi, Basidiomycota, Agaricomycetes, Boletales, Suillaceae. The record is from RefSeq and is a predicted model, not a curated record. The transcript has a single exon.